AUGGCUAGUCAUAAAAGCGGAGGUGGUAUUGGUCAGCCCCUCCACUGGUCUGAGAGGGAGAGAAGGCUCUGGAUACUAGUAUUAUUUAUAUGUUCAAUACUUAUUUAUGCUGCCAGGUCCUCCCUCUCUGUAUCUAUAGUUGAAAUGGCCUCAGAAUUUGACUGGAAUAAAAGAACGUGUGGUAUCAUUCUCUCCUCAUUCUUCUGGGGUUACAGUGCUACUCAGGUGAUAGGAGGACAGUUAGGUGAUAAAUAUGGUGGAGAGCUAGUACUGUGGACAUCAGCACUGGUUUGGGGUGGGGCAGUUCUAUCAAUAUCUAUUGUAGCUAGUAUAUCAACCACUUUAGUCUUUGUAGCUCACCUCACUAAUGGACUCAGUCAAGGAGUGUAUUUCCCUGCUAUUGCUAGUUUAUUGACCACUAGAGUAUCUGAUGAGAAUAGAAGUUUUGUAAACGGGGCUGAUACAUGCUGGACCACAACUAGG
This is a messenger RNA of Amphimedon queenslandica, 483 nucleotides long. Its product is annotated as solute carrier family 17 member 9-like. The annotation marks the transcript as partial. The record is from RefSeq and is a predicted model, not a curated record. The transcript has 3 exons. Gene Ontology annotation, biological process: ATP transport; transmembrane transport. Lineage: Eukaryota; Metazoa; Porifera; Demospongiae; Haplosclerida; Niphatidae. Gene Ontology annotation, molecular function: transmembrane transporter activity.